UUUCUCUGUUUUAUAGGAGUUCGGCUCUGUACUUAACACGAUUCACCUUUUGAGUGUUCGAAACCAGACAGAAAUUCGUCCGUCGAAUCUAAAAACUCUAGUUUAUUUCCGACUCCACUGUGAUUUACGGUGUUUUCCGCCACGAAUUUCAUUUGAUUUUGACACAGGAGCAGUAAGAUUCUUCAUGUUUUGGGGAUUUUGAAUCAAACUCGCUUUAAGACCUAUGAAAGGAACACAUGAAAUUGGCUUCUAGUUGUCGUGAACCUACCACAAUACCACUGAUGAAAUUCGACUUGGAAGCAGGCACAAUUGGCAUCCUUACCUAUCAGGAAGAAAGACAGCUUGAAAUCUCGGAUCUUAAUAUGUUUCUACAGCAUUGGCAUGAGGAAAUUUAUGUUAACACUCCUUGACCAAUUAUGCGUUUCUUAAUGUCUGGGUAGAUUUUCAUAUAUGAGCAAGGAUGGGGUCAACCUGUUGUGUUGCUGCAAGGGAGAGGGCUCUACCAAAGAGAACUGACAGUGAAACUUUGCAUAGCAAUCUUAGGUAUUCACCCUCUUGGAGCUUUCGGUGGGAUAACCGAGGGCGUGUAGCAGGUGAAGUGGAGAAUCCCAUCAAUCAAUUUCCUCAUGGAAUCAGUAGAAACGUAGGUUUGGAGAUGAAGGAACAAAGAGAUAUGGAAACAGAACAUGUUUCAGAUGGUGGGAGUCCAACGGAGACUUUCCACACACCCAUGUGGCAAAAGUCCCCAGUUCAUGAAGGAACUACUGGGAGUUUGAGGACUCCUACUUCAGAUUUAUCCAUAGGAAGCAACUUCUCUACCGAGGUGAAGCAUUCUACAGAAUCUACAACACUUGCUAAUCCUUCACUGCUGGAGCUUUCGCUUUCUGUACCUUCAGUUUCCUCUUCAUCUAUUUCCAAAGCAGAUUCUUUUUCAGAAAGCCAUGCUGAUGCUGACUCAAUGCCAUUACGGCAAGCCCGCCGCUCACCAGGACACCAGCUCUUUAGACAGGUCUCUGAUAGCCGAAUCCUGGGAUUCAAGUCACCAAACAACAAUUCGGUUUCUGAAGGAAGACAAUCAUUUGUUCUCUCCAUGUGCAGCAAUGACCUAACAAUGAGCUCCAAUGGUGGGUCUUCAGAUGGUUGGUCUAUGCGCACCUUUUCAGAACUUGUGGCCUCUUCUCAGAGAGAAAGGUGGUCUUUUGACAGUGACACCCUGGGGUAUGGCCAUGGUAAGAUAACAAGAUCAAACAGCCACUGCUCGGCUUCUCCUUCCACUGAUCUGCAAACGUGUGGAAUAUGCUCAAAGCUUUUGACUGAGAGAUCUUCAUGGAGCACUCAGAAAAUCAUAGCCACGAAUGAGCUCUCUGUGGUUGCCAUUCUGGUAUGUGGACAUGUGUACCAUGCAGAGUGCUUGGAGAACAUGACACCUGAAACUGAUAGGUAUGACCCAUCUUGCCCUGUAUGUAUGGCUGGGGAGAAGCAGAUCUUGAAGAUAGCUGGAAAAGCAUCGAGGAUGGAGGCAGAUUUGAAAUUGAAAAACUAUAGGGUAUCAAAGAACAGGAUUGUGGAUAGCGAUCUUGAUGACAAUUUCAUUGUGUCUGACCAUAGGAAAAGUGCCGGAAAGGAAGGGAAAGGUCCCAAAAUGGGAACCAGUUCCGGCAUGAAGAGCUUUGGGGGGCCUUUCCUAAGGCGGCAUUUCUCCCUUGGUUCAAAGACCACUAGACCCUUGUCAGCAAGUGAUUCUGCAAGAAAGGGGUUCUGGGCAAGAUACCGCAAGGAAUGAGCUCCCCCCACUGUUAAGAGGUGAGCAGUUUCUCAUCUCGUGCAUGCUAUUUUGUUGAUAAUAGUGUUCUUGGAAUAUUGUUCUUUUCCCUUGCAAAAUAGUAUUCAUCAUCCUUGAUGCAAUGAAUUACCGUCUUGUGGGAAUCGUUGGAGCUGGAGGUACCUCUCACAGCUGCAAUGCAAACGUAAAUGUGACAACCACACCCACACCGACCUGGUAUAGACCAUAUAUGUCAUGGAGUUUGUUUCAAAUCUUUGAACACACCAGAGUCCCAGCAUGUUUUGCAUUCUGUGGCUCUUCCCUCUUUAUGCACACAAAAACUGUGAAUAGAACACUAGUGCUGGGCAAGUCUUGGUUAAAUACAACUGGAAUUUUGUA
Nelumbo nucifera (sacred lotus) is the source of this 2161-nucleotide messenger RNA. RefSeq lists its product as uncharacterized. The record is from RefSeq and is a predicted model, not a curated record. NCBI's taxonomy places the organism in Eukaryota, Viridiplantae, Streptophyta, Magnoliopsida, Proteales, Nelumbonaceae.